Messenger RNA from Protopolystoma xenopodis, 492 nucleotides. Lineage: Eukaryota; Metazoa; Platyhelminthes; Monogenea; Polystomatidea; Polystomatidae. The record is from the annotation of a GenBank genome assembly.
AUGCAGGCGCAACGUCUGGGAAUGUACCAAGUUCACGGCGUGACUGGAAAUUUUCAUGCAUACUAUGAACUCCAGACUAGGUGUGUUCCUCUAAGUCUUCCUGACGAUAUAAACAAACGGUGGCAUUACCUCUGCAUCAGCUCUCCAGCUAUUCCUCUCCCCCCAGGACCCGUGUUUCCUGGGCCAGGACACUAUGACAUAACUACCAGACCAGUGGAGCAGCGUUACAUGUCCAGCGCUGUAUUUCUCUCCAACGAGCCGCGCUGGGUAAUUCCCGGUUCCCAGGCCGGGAUCGGCAUCGAGGUUCCACAAGCUGGGCCUACUUUGACCGGCUUCCGUGACUUCCUCUUGCCCUUUACAACCUCCACAGACGACAAUGAGACUCAGCCCAUCGGCGCAUCUGCUACGUUGCCAGGACCCACUCAUUACAAUCCAUCGGCGCCGGGUAGGCAAUCAUUCCAUUACAAUGCUAAUAACGUCUGGAUAGCAUAA